CCAUCUGAUCUGAGAACAGUGUGGCUCUCUGUGAUAUAACUGUUUUGGUAUAGGUUAGUGGCUGUGAGAGCUUGUCUGAAACCAGUUGUGAGGAUUUUAUAUCAAAAGGAAACCAUUUGUAUCAGGCUACACACAGAGGAGAGAGAGGCAGCCUAUAGGACAGAAAAUGAUUGGCCACUGUGCAUUAAAAGAAAUGAUGAACAGACCAAACUGAACACUAAACUUACACAUUCACCACAGAAGAGCAACUCCACUACAGAUCAUCCAAACAGCAUUAUCCAUCACAAUGUGGAUCCUUCAGAAAGUACAGGCGGGAGCAGAAAGCCUACCAAUGCAGAUUAAUCACCUUAUCAGCAAAAAUAAAGAGGAGAUUUCAGCCAAGACCAGCAUCUUCAAUAAACUGCAUAGCAACGUCCUCACACCUGAUAAAAUUCCUGAAUUUUUUCUGCCGCCCAAGCUGACCAAGCGCUGCCUCAUGGCAGACACAGAAAAAAUCGUCCAAUGUCUGAAUGAAGAAAAAAAAGUUUUCAUCAGUUCAGCAAAAACAUCAUUGUCAAGACAUGGUACUGCCCAGUCACUGAGAGCGAGUCUAAACAAAUCUACAGCAGCCUUGAACAAACUCAAGCCCAUCCCAUAUUCACUGAAAUGCUACGAGUCUGGUUUAUUCGAGAGUCCGAACACACGUCGCAAAGAGUCUUUGUUCCAUUCAGCACUUACCGGUUACACACUGGAGCGAAUGACCAUCAAAACACCCAAAUUUUCCUGUAGAGCAGUUCUGAAUAUGGCCAGCACAGACAGUGACACUCCCUCUGCUGACUCCUCCCCUUAUUCCACUCCUCCACCAAUUAGAAGAGAGGAUUUCACCAGUGAACAGUCAUUCUCUGAAGAUCCAGUUCAGCAAGAUAUUUGUGCCUCUAAAUAUGAAAAAAAUAAAUUUCACUCCACUCCAGACAAAAAGUCAAAAGUGUAUCCCCGAGCUAAAGUUAUUCAAAUGUCCCGUUGCACCAAACUAGCCCCGCCCAUCCAGUUCCCACUGGACAUGCUGCACUGCCAGGAACGCUUCCAUCAGGAGCAUGUGCUUCCUCUUCCUCAGAGAGGCCGUGUGCGCAUAUCUGCUUUCAGGUCCAGUGCAGCCAGGUGCUCUACGACAAUUCGAAUCCGUGUAGUCUCUGUGGAAGGCUUGAGAGAUCCUGGUGACCCUCGACCUCUGACCUGCAGCUUGACCCUGAGCCUCACCCCAGGCAAGCUGCAGAGGCAACACAGUGCCAUCAUCAGGAACUGCCGUAACCCUGUGUUCAAUGAAGACUUCUUCUUCCAGGAGCCAGAGGAGCAGCAGGGCAGUCUGGGAGAUCUGGCCCUCAGACUGAAGGUUCUGGAUAAGGCGUCAGGACUGGGGAGAGGGGUGGCGCUGGGAAUUGUCAUCAAACCUCUCUGUCAGCUACUGCCACUGUGAGACACAAACACACAAGGAAACAUGCUCCAGAUUUGUAGUGGCUAUAAUAGAGCCCUAGUUCUAAAUUAGCAAGAAUUAGUGCUUUCGAGCCAUGAAGGAUUCUAUGCUGUGCUGACAUCAUGAUCAAAAAUGAUCUGGUUUAUUGACAUCGCAAACAUGUUUAAAAAACUGAUUUGGUAAAAAUGGUUGUUCAGCGUGAAGCCCCUAAAACCCGAAACACACCAAGCCGACGCCGACGAACUAGUGGCGAAGAAAGCAGACUGCGGGGUUGGCUCAAGUCGGCAGCGACUGGGUCCAAAG
Messenger RNA from Megalobrama amblycephala (Wuchang bream), 1753 nucleotides. Its product is annotated as C2 calcium-dependent domain-containing protein 4C. NCBI's taxonomy places the organism in Eukaryota, Metazoa, Chordata, Actinopteri, Cypriniformes, Xenocyprididae. Bases 287 to 1453 code for a protein of 388 amino acids. The record is from RefSeq and is a predicted model, not a curated record. The transcript is spliced from 2 exons.